Messenger RNA from Durusdinium trenchii, 309 nucleotides. NCBI's taxonomy places the organism in Eukaryota, Dinophyceae, Suessiales, Symbiodiniaceae. The record is from the annotation of a GenBank genome assembly.
AUGAUGCUGGAGCUGUACGAGGCCGGAUACUUUGGUGAUCCGAGCAUCAAGUUUCAAAUCGGGAUCAAGACCGCUUACAAACACUUCAAGGAUUUCAUCAAGGAGAAAAAGAUCCAGUGCAGCCAACCGUGUUUCACAGAGAAAAAGGUUUGGCAGGAUGGCGAGCCAUGCUGGAACUUAAAAGCCUAUAACGGAAGAGUAGUUGCUUCCUGGCUCAGCAGCUGUGCGGUGGACUUGGCUAAGAAGUUUGUGGACAACGAUGAUUUCAAGCUCAUGGCCUUUUGUAUGUAUAGUGCUCAGUUUGUUUAA